This is a messenger RNA of Rodentolepis nana, 651 nucleotides long. The record is from the annotation of a GenBank genome assembly. Lineage: Eukaryota; Metazoa; Platyhelminthes; Cestoda; Cyclophyllidea; Hymenolepididae.
AUGAGGUGGAUUAUAGUAAAGGAAGUUGGAUAUCUUCUGCUUUUUGUGCAUACGCUGCAAAGGGGUCUCUGCUACGAUUACUUCCAAGUUGAUAAAAAUACUUCCGAUGAUGGUUCUUCUGAUCCGAGUCAAUACGAUUGCAAACCUGGAAUGCCGCUUUUCAAUCCUCCACCGUGCUUUGCUGGAGACGUUCGAUUAAAUGUUGUUGUGAAAGAGGGGGACACGGCGCAACUCAGAUGCUACAUAUACAAUGUUGAUUUUAAUAAAACCUACAUUCGUAAGCAUCUUGGCCAUAUGAUAUACCGCUUUGUCCUUAGCUCCGUGUUUGAUGUUGCAGAAAAGCCUAAAACGGAAGUCCCCAAAGUCGAUCGGUCCUUUUGGCUUGUCAAGGAUGAGGCUUACAAUGCAAGGAAGGCAGAAACCUCAAAACCUGUAAAUAGCCAACCAGAAUUGAAGUUCACCUACUACCCCAUGCGGUCUGGUCCUUACAUAAUUCCUGAAAAAAUGCAUAAACCCCAAAAUGAUGAACGAUACCAAGCUGAACCUUUCUUUUCACCAACAACAACAUCAAAAGGAAGCCGAAAUGUCAUCUUUAUGAAAUACCUCUUAACGCCUUUAAUUUUUGGCUUCGCAUUCCUCAGAAUACUUUAA